UUUUUUGUAUCAAAUAAAUACUUUUUUUUACACAAUUCGAUCUAGAUUUCUUUUUCAUUAUUUGCCAUCGUGUUGUUGCAGAGAUGGUGUCGUUUUACGAUCAAUUGAUCGAGGGAAUCGACGGAUACAUACUGGUUGAAGACGCUGAGGAGGAGCUGUGUGAGUUGUACAGUGUGUACUACAGCAAAGAUAGCAACGAUCGGCUAGAUCUUGUCGAGCCAAGAAAACCUGAGGUGGAUAUCGAAAUUGAAGGCGGCAAAAGGCCGAUCUCGCUCACAAUCAGCCAAAAUAUCAAUAUAAAUGGCGAGCCUGGGCAAACAGGCGCAGUGCUUUGGAACAGCAGCAUAGUGAUGGGUGAGUUCUUCGCAAGAAGCACGCCCCACUGGGACCUCAGUGCGCUAACAGCGCUCGAACUAGGAUCCGGCUGCGGCCUAGUUGGGCUGACUCUCCACAGACUCGGCAUGCAGCGAACGAUUCUCACGGACCAAUUGCGAAUGAUGCGCCUACUCACCAAGAAUAUGGAUGCAAACCGACUUAAGAGCUCGUCUUUAGAAAUGUUUGCAACAGAAUACGUGUGGGGCCAGAUGCCCGAGGACCAGAGAAUCGUGCGACAGUCGAUUGACAUGGUGGUGGCAAGCGAUUGUGUCUACCAUGAGAGCGUCGCGCCAAUGUUGGUGCAUACCCUGGUUGAUGUUUGCAAAUGCGUCGGAAUGGUUGGACAGGAGCUGAGAUCGGAUUUGGUGCACCAGGUGUUUUUGGCAGAGCUGCUGAAGCAUUUUGUCGUUUACCGGGUCCCUGUUAGCCCCAAAAUCGACGGGUUUUAUGCGCUUUACGCAAUCUGGCUGAAAUAACAUGAAUAAAAACU
This is a messenger RNA of Kickxella alabastrina, 865 nucleotides long. RefSeq names its product putative methyltransferase-domain-containing protein. The transcript has 3 exons. Bases 84 to 851 code for a protein of 255 amino acids. The record is from RefSeq and is a predicted model, not a curated record. Lineage: Eukaryota; Fungi; Kickxellomycota; Kickxellomycetes; Kickxellales; Kickxellaceae.